AUGGAGUACCAGUUUUCUAAGAUUGUCGACCCAUCAUCGUUUGAUUCCAAAGGACUUAUCUCUGACAUCCCGGUUCGGAAGAAUCUUUUCUCUGAAGCAGAGUAUGUUGGAACGUUCCGUGCUCAAGAGGAUUGGAAUGCUUUUGUCGCUCCUCUGGGGGAGUUCAAAGGCGGCCUUGAUCCUACGUAUCCCCUGAUGUCAGUGGACGUACCCGAAUGUCGACCGGAACGCCUCGAAAUGGUUGCGUAUGGUAACGAAUUUGCAUUUCUAUACGAUGAUGCCAUUGAAAGCAUGGCCCAUGAUCAGGCCCAGAUGUUCAGGGAAAUGGCGGCGAUCGACCGACCUCGCGCAAUGGUCACUAUGAAAGCUUGGGCUGAGUUUUUGCGGCUCACGUCCAGCCGAGAUCGCCAAAAACAGUUCGAGAGUCUGGAAGAGUACAUUCCCUUCAGAGUAUGGGAUGUUGGACAGAUGCACAUGUUCGGCCUCAUCACGUUCGGAAUGGGCUUGACGAUCCCAGAAAGCGACAUGGACAAGUGUAACAAAGAUACAGCACCGGCCUGUGCAGCCAUUGCUCUGGCAAACGAUCUAUUUUCGUGGGAUAAAGAACGCGAUUUGGCGAAACGGGACAACUUGCCACAUAUCGUCAACGCUGUCUGGGUCAUCAUGGGGCAAUACUCUGUCAGUGAAGAAGAGGCGAGGAAGAUCUGUCACUCCAAGGUCGUUGAGUUGGUUGAAGAGUAUAAAGAAACUGUGGAGAGGUACAAGAACGAUCAGUCGAUCUGCCUUGAUCUCAAGAAAUACGCUGAGGCACUACUGUAUAACAUCAGUGGUAACCUUAUCUGGAGUUUGACCUGUCCGCGGUAUAAUCCGGGAACGGAAUUAAACUCCUGCCAGAGGUGGAUGCAGAAGCGGCUUACGCAGCCGUGA
Messenger RNA from Didymosphaeria variabile, 927 nucleotides. RefSeq lists its product as uncharacterized. Bases 1 to 927 code for a protein of 308 amino acids. The transcript has 4 exons. Lineage: Eukaryota; Fungi; Ascomycota; Dothideomycetes; Pleosporales; Didymosphaeriaceae. The record is from RefSeq and is a predicted model, not a curated record.